Magallana angulata is the source of this 2152-nucleotide messenger RNA. RefSeq names its product store-operated calcium entry-associated regulatory factor-like. Lineage: Eukaryota; Metazoa; Mollusca; Bivalvia; Ostreida; Ostreidae. The record is from RefSeq and is a predicted model, not a curated record. The transcript is spliced from 8 exons. Bases 115 to 1107 code for a protein of 330 amino acids. Gene Ontology annotation, biological process: regulation of store-operated calcium entry. Gene Ontology annotation, cellular component: endoplasmic reticulum membrane.
AUCAACUUGUCGAAUGACCGAGAACGAUCUCGACAAAAACAAGAACGAGUUACCGUACUUCGUAACCGGAAGUAUACGUAGAUCUUAGAUUUUGGAGAAACAAACUGCGUUGAUAUGAUAUUGGGCUGCAAAAUGAGGAACAUGACGUUAUGUUUAUUCUGUGUCCAUUUACUCGUUACAGUAGCAUUUGCAGCAUUUGGGAGCAACAGUGACAAAAUUCUUUUAAGAGACAUUCAAACUCUUACUCUAAAAAAUGGAAUGAUGACCAAUGCCAGGCGAUCAUCAGCUGUUCCACAGUUGAAAUGUAUUGGGGGAACUGCUGGAUGCAGUGCCUUUAAGCCUCAAGUUGUCCAGUGCUACAACAGAGGGUCUGAUGGCUAUGAUGUACAGUGGGAGUGUAAGACUGACAUGGACAAUGCUUACCGCUUUGGUACAGUAGAAGUGACCUGUGAAGGGUACGGAUACCCUGACGAUCCGUACGUUCUGAGAGGUUCCUGUGGGUUGGAGUACACAAUAGAUUUGACAAAGGAAGGAUACCAACAGCAGAAAAGUGGAGGACAUGACUAUUACGGUGGCCAGACUUACAGCUCUCCAUACAGCAGUCAUCAAACCUAUGGAGCCAGACAAAAGAUAGGGUCCAUUUUUAGUGACUUGUUCACUUUGGGAUUUGUGGCUUUGAUUAUCUAUGUGAUCUACAAGACCUGCAUCUCGGCCCAGACAGGCUAUGCUGCAAACAAUGGAUACAGACCCACAGGGAGUGGGUACCAACCCCCUCCCCCUGGAUUCAGAGAUGAAUACACCCAACCAGGCUGUGGAUCUGCAUACUCCUCAGGCACCGCUUAUCCAGGUGGUGUUGCAGGUGGCACUGGUGGAGGAUUCUGGUCUGGAGCCUUUACUGGUGGAAUUCUGGGAUACAUGCUUGGAAACAACAGAAAUGAUUACUACACCCCAGGAUAUACUAGGCCGUACAACACUGGGUGGGGCUGGAAUACAGGGAGGACCUCUCCAGGAUGGUUCAGCUCGGGGUCCGGGUCAGGGUUUGGGGGCGGCAUGGCAAGCACUGGCACUCGUACUGCCUCAGGAUUUGGAGGGACAAAAAGAAGAUAGACCAGUUGUCUGAUCCAUGUCCAAAGAGGAACUCAGCAGCUUUAUUAAUAUGAAUCUGUAAAGAGUGAAAGGAGAAAUUGAUUUUUGACUGUGAUAAAGAAAGAUUUUUAUUAGGAAUUGUCUUGUAUCGGUAAAGUACAAAAUAACCAGUGAGUAUGUUUAUAAUACCGGUAUGUUUGUUAUCCAUAAAUUUUGUAUUUAGUGUACGUUUUCUUGUGAAUGUUAGUUGGAGUUGUGUCUCAUUCAAAUGGAUGUACAAAGACUCGCAAAGCUGUGCAAUUUGUAUGUAUGUGUGAUAUAUAAUUUUUCAUUUAUUUUUUUUUUCUUUUCCGGUCUUUUUUCAGACAUUUUCAGUUACCUGUUCAUGUACAUGUACUGAUAAGUUUAAUUAAAGCAAAUUGAGCUGUGAUUUUCAUGUUGGAAAUUUUUAUUUUAUUAUUUCCUACCUUUUUUCUUAAAGAUAAAAAUUAUAUGAUUAAUAUACUUUUGUUAAUAAUAUUUUUGUGAGGAAAGCUAUUUAGAGGCCUUGAUUGAAGCUACUGGUAAAUAAUGUACAUUAUUGUCCUCCAGUACAAAAAAUGGUUAACUUUAUAUAUUACCGGUACUUAUUUGAGAAAUCUUUCUUGUGAUAAAAUCUAAUGAUUUAUUUGAGUCUUAAUUAUUUUUUUAUGAAGGUAAGUUACAUGCAUAUAGAAGGUUUUUGCAACAAAGUAAUAUUUUGAAAAUGACAGCUCAUAUUGCAUUUACAGUAUUCUAACUUUUAUUUGGUUUUGUUUGUUUGUUUUUUUUUGGGGGGGGGGGGGGGGGUGAACAUAAUUGUAUAUUAUGUGCAUGGAGCAUUUAGAAUUUUGGCAAGUAUUUACUGUCUUCAUUAGUGAAGCAGUAACAAGACAAAAUUGUCAAUAUUAACAGGGUAUACAUGUAUUGCUGUCUUUUGUGGUCAAGGAAUUGACUGUGGUCUUUGCCAUUUUCAUUUCAUGUUGUUGAAUGAUUGUUACUACUUGUAUUUUCAAUUUAAUAAAUUUUCUUUAACUAUACCAAAAGA